Molecule: messenger RNA, 2450 nt
Organism: Aspergillus wentii DTO 134E9
Lineage: Eukaryota; Fungi; Ascomycota; Eurotiomycetes; Eurotiales; Aspergillaceae
Exons: 2
Coding region: 1-2310 (769 amino acids)
Source: RefSeq, a predicted model, not a curated record
AUGUGGAUACCUCGUGAUGUGUUUAAAAAGAAUAGAAGCGAUGCCAGCGCUCGCAGCAGGCUCGGCGAUGAACUUGAAGAGCCAAAAGCCAUCAUCACCGAAUCAGUACUCACAGCACUGCGACGCUGUACCUGCCACCUUGUCACUAUCCUGGUCACCAUCACAACCAUAACCUUGGACCUGAAUGGCGUUUACUUGGGCUCCGAUCUAAUGUCGCCGGUGAGGUCCGAGACUAUCAACCUCAUGUUCCUCCAGUUGGCUGCCAAAGCCCACGAAAUCAUGAUUGUGUCUAGUCUUGGCCUUAUCGUUCUACAAUUCGUCCGAUUCGAGCUGCUUUUUGGAGAUGGGCUGCCUCUCGGCCUGGUAGGCUCUGGCUUGACCUUCAAUAACUUCGAGUUCUUCUUUAAAAAAGAAUUCUAUGGCACUUUGAAAUAUGUCGGUGGUCAUGGCAAUAAACCCAGAAAGGUGAUGUUUGUCAUGGUCGUCGUCGUGGCCGGACUCACGGCUACAUUGGCUGGACCCGCAAGUGCGGUACUACUCGUGCCCAAAUCCCAGAACUGGGCCGCUGGAGGCACUCGUUUUUAUCUGAAUGGAUCGGAGAGUGAAUUUUGGCCAGCGGACUUGUCGGGAGACUUGUCGGAGCUUCGGCUAUUUUGCAAAUGCAACGACUCUACUCGUCUGGGAAUCUGUCCGGCGGGUGGGUUUCACUCCCUGUGGGAGCACUGGGGAACUGUGAAUUCCACCGAUUUUCGCUCGCAGAAUGUUCGCUCAUAUGCGAAGAAUCUCGCUGGCUCUAACUUCUACUGGCCGGUAUCCAGCCCCUCGUCUCAAGUCCCUCCUCUCUAUGCGGUAGGAAACAGCAAAAAGGCCGACACUGAUGCAACCACGCUCAUCCAGCCACAUGCAGCAGCUGUGGUGAUAUUGCAAAGGCUCGCGACCGACUGGUGGAAGGCUUUGACAUCGCAAAGAGGCACGUCUCCCGAUCAAGUUGAUGACCGGAUUGUUUCUGCCAAUGUCAGAAGUGGGAUUAGCGUCGUUAGCUGCGCAAAGCCGCAGGAGCUGCUGGACUCAGACAAUUCCGUGAACUUCUCAUCCAUCGAUGGUCGAUUCAACUUCGCCCAAAGCUUGCCAUUUGCCAUACACAGUCUCAACAAUACUGCUGUCAACCACUUACGAUUUCAAUGGGUUUAUCUGCCAACUCAAUUUGGCGCAGCUAGUAUUGGGGGAGUGUUUGAGACACCAUGGGAAUUUAAGAAGGCCUCCAGAGUUGUGGUCGACUGUACGGUUCAGGCUGGAUGGGUCCCGACGACGGUGUUCACCGACAAAUACACUUUCUGGACUGGGUGGUACCCAUGGAACAUUCAAUAUGGCGACCGCACGCCUGCAUGGUCCGCCACGUCACAGGCUGCUAGCAAUGGCCGAAUAUCUCUUGGGGAUGACUGGCUGAAUCUCCUGACACCCCCGACAACCUCUCCUGGUAUUGGCUCUUGGCGACCAUCCACGAUUGAGAGUAUUUUCCUGAAUGCUGGCCUGGGCUCCUCUCCGAAUACAGCUACGGCGGGCUGGCUUGAUCAGGGGUCUGGAAGUCAAGACAAGCUUGCUCUCGUUGAAGCCAUUAUUUGCAGUGUGAUUGUGAAUGGUCUCAGCCGUACCAGAAGUUAUCGAGCCAAAUUACAUCCUUUUACUGACUUUGAGAAACGAGUCCUAGGGAAUAAGCUUGCUUUGGAAACUCCCGCCGUCAGCCCCGAGAACCUCACAACGAUUGAGGCAAGCAUGCAAAUAAGCGGUUUCUCAUUCAAAGGCUCUCUGGCAGCAUAUCUUGCCAUGACAGUCCUCCUCACUCACCUCCUCAUGGCUACCGCCCACAUUAUAUACGUUAUCCGUAGCAGACACACUUCACGCAGCUGGGGCUCAGUUGCGGAGCUAAUCGCUCUGUCGCAAAACUCCCAGCCAUCGUUCGAUGCAUUAGCCAACACCAGCGGCGGAAUCGAGAGCCGCAGAACCUUUUUGCAGAUGGCAAAAAUUAGAGUGAAGAAGACUCCCAACUUGCCAAACCAUGAACAUCAUGAACAUGCUGAAUUGUUGUUCGAGAGCUCCACCUUUCCUGAUUACCAGCGGAAUGCCUCUGAACACGAGCUGGACGAGCUACGCAAUGAAUGGCCGCGUCAUGCUGCGACGUGGCCUCUGAAUAUACCCGAAAUCCCAGCACAUCCUGAUUUGAAUGCUUCGAGUAUGUUGACUUCUACAGAGAGGUUUGUCGGUAGCAGGGAAGCAACGGACAUCAUUCGGCCCAACCGACGAUAUGGAUGAAUUCUUAUACAUGCUGGUGAGGUGAUCGUAUAUUCUGAACAUCGUGGCUGAAAGAAUUGCUUAUUUGCUUAUGGAGUGCCAAUAUAUUUAGACAACAAAACAUAACAUUUAUAGUAAAAUGGACUGAAUUAUCUAGCCCU